AAAAAAAAAAGAGAAAAUGGAAAAGGAAAAGAAAAAAAAACAGAGGAACCCCAUUUUCUUUCAUUAUCAUCAUCUGUACUUUUCCCCUGUUGAGUGUUCAGAUUGGUGGGUCUCUGCAAAUAAUGGCAGGAUUUUCAAAUCUCCUUUAAAUAACUAGGGCUGACGUUUUCCUUUUCUCUUCUCAAUUUCAUUUUUAAUUAAUUUUAAGGUUUUUCAAUAAAUUAUUUUUUUACAUCACAAAUUCACUGAUUGAUUCCUAUGAAACCUUCCAUUUGAUUGUUAAAAAAAUCAAAAUUUUCAGAAAAAAAAUUCUGUUUUUCGUUCAGUACCUGCUACAUUGAAAACGAACCCUGUUUUUUUUUUUCCUUUAUAAAAACGAAAAUUAAGAUAGAAAAACCAACAGACAAAAACGUGUUGAGCUGUUAAUAAUCCACACCCUCCUCCUCUUCUCUCUAUUUCAAAGCUGUAUCCUCCUAAUGAGAUCGAAUUUUGGACUCAUCUCUUUCCACCACCUUCCAAUCUCCAUAUACAUAACAAAAAAAACCAACUCGCUCUCUGGGUUCUUUCCGAAUGUCGAUAUGAGUACAGAAACAUAGCUCCAGCAUAAAUCCCCACGCGUCACUUAUCUCUUCCAUUUCCUUCAGUUUCAUAAUAAUUUCUUACCCUCUGCAGAAAUCUAAUUUCAGGAUAAUGUGAUGUGGGUUCUCUGAAUUUCAGUCAUUUCAUACUCCAAAAAUUCAAACUUUACAACAAAAAGGAGAGGAAUUUGUGUGUUUUUGUGUUGGAAGACAAGAUCGGAGAGAAUGGCACCACCGACGUUCCAAUGGUGGGAGAAAGAAAGCCAUAGAGGGACGCCGGUAAUAGUAAAAAUGGAAAACCCUAAUUAUUCAAUGGUUGAGAUUGAAGGUCCAAGUGAAGAAGAUGUUUUUCUAACGCCAAAUAACAGAAAUGCAAAAGGGAGAGGUAAAAAUGCAAAACAAUUGACAUGGGUUUUGUUAUUGAAAGCUCAUAAAGCUGUUGGAUGUUUAACAUCAAUUGGUUCAACAACAUUCAAUCUUUUCUCUGCAAUUAAACGUAGGCUUCAUUCAGGAAGAACAGAUUCAGAAGAAGAUGAUGAUGGAAAUGAUGAUCAUACCCAAGAGAUUCAUCAUAAUGAUAAUGCUAAUGAGAAUCAGACUGUAAAAAGCAGAUUUUAUUCAUUAAUAAAACUGUUUCUAUGGUUUUCUGUGGUGCUAUUAGGGUUUGAAAUUGCUGCUUAUUUUAAUGGUUGGCAAUUUGAGUCACCAUACUUGAAUUUUCAGCAGCAUUUUCAUUUGCCUUCUUUUGAAUUUGAAGGGGGUCUUUUUGAUUUUGUGUAUUCUAGAUGGGUUUUUGUAAGGGUUGAGUAUUUAGCUCCACCUCUACAGUUUCUUGCAAAUGCUUGUAUUGUAUUGUUCUUGAUACAAAGUGUGGAUCGGCUAGUUUUGUGUUUAGGGUGUUUUUGGAUCAAAUUUAAGAAGAUUAAACCGAUUCCCAAAGGAGAGAUUGUGUUGGAUGUUGAAUCAAGUGGUGGAAGCACUGAUAAAACUGAUUACUUCCCUAUGGUUCUUGUUCAGAUCCCUAUGUGCAAUGAAAAGGAGGUAUAUCAACAAUCUAUUGGUGCUGUCUGCAAUUUAGACUGGCCGAAAUCAAACAUGCUCAUUCAAGUACUGGAUGACUCUGAUGACCCAAUUACACAAUUGCUUAUCAAAGAGGAAGUUCAGAAAUGGCAGCAAGAGGGUGCACACAUUGUCUACAGGCAUCGUGUGCUUAGAGAUGGGUAUAAAGCUGGGAAUUUGAAAUCUGCCAUGAAUUGUAGUUAUGUCAAGGAUUACGAAUUCGUUGUCAUCUUUGAUGCCGAUUUCCAACCCAACCCAGAUUUUUUGAUGAAGACAGUACCUCACUUCAAGGACAAUGAUGAAAUAGCGUUGGUUCAGGCUAGGUGGUCUUUUGUCAAUAAAGACGAGAACCUGCUAACGAGAUUGCAGUACAUCAACUUGUCUUUUCAUUUUGAGGUCGAACAGCAAGUCAAUGGGAUAUUCCUCAAUUUCUUUGGAUUCAAUGGAACUGCUGGGGUCUGGAGGAUAAAGGCUUUAGAGGAAUCUGGUGGAUGGUUGGAGAGAACUACAGUGGAAGACAUGGAUAUAGCCGUUCGUGCUCAUCUUCAUGGGUGGAAAUUUGUUUUUCUCAAUGAUGUUGAGUGUCAAUGUGAACUACCUGAAUCUUAUGAAGCAUAUCGAAAGCAGCAACACAGAUGGCAUUCUGGUCCCAUGCAGUUGUUUCGCCUCUGUUUGCCUGACAUUAUUCGUUCUAAGAUCAGUGUUGGAAAGAAGGCCAAUAUGAUUUUCCUCUUCUUCCUACUAAGAAAACUUAUAUUACCCUUCUAUUCCUUCACCCUUUUCUGCAUAAUUCUCCCCAUGACAAUGUUCAUCCCAGAAGCUGAGCUUCCUCCCUGGGUCGUCUGCUAUAUCCCAGCCACCAUGUCAUUUCUCAACAUCCUUCCGGCUCCCAAAUCCUUCCCUUUCAUAGUUCCUUACCUCCUCUUUGAAAACACAAUGUCUGUAACCAAAUUCAAUGCAAUGAUCUCCGGCCUCUUCCAGCUUGGGAGUGCCUAUGAAUGGGUUGUCACCAAAAAGUCUGGUCGCUCCUCUGAGGGUGAUCUUGUGUCAUUAGUUGAAAAAGACCCAAAGCACAUUCGCGGUGUAUCUGUGCCCAAUCUCGAUGAGAUGGAGAAGGAAGAAAUUCGACAGAAGCAACAACGAGUGUCUGAAAAGAAGAAGAAACACAACAGAAUAUAUACAAAGGAGCUAGCUCUUGCGUUUCUUCUCCUCACAGCCUCUGCAAGGAGUUUGUUGUCUGCACAGGGUAUACAUUUUUACUUUCUUCUUUUCCAGGGGAUAUCUUUCUUAAUGGUGGGUCUGGACCUGAUAGGAGAACAGGUUGAGUAAGACAGUAACAUAAGUAGGAGAACUGAAUUAGAUAGAACAAGAGAAGAAUACGCCAUGUGCAAAUGAUCCAAGUCUUCGAGAGAAAACAGGUGAAAAUGUGGAACGUGAGCAAGAUUGUGUUCUUGCAUUUCACUUUCCCAAGACCCAAGGUUUGAUAUCGAAACCCUUUCCAUCUCAAUGCAGACUAUUGAGAGACUAUAUAGAUGGUAGGAACAAGAGGAGUUCGUAUACUGGAGAACAAAGUGCUGUAGAUACUUGACUUGCUGGGUUUUCUUUCAUUUUUUUUUCUCCUUUUUUUCGUAUGGUUAAUUCUUUUGUUUUUUCUGUGACAAUUCUUUUGUAAGAAAUUUUGUUAUAAAAACAGGGAUUUUAGUUUAGUUUAAUUGCUCCAAGAACAGCAGAAAAUAUAAAGAGGAGAAGGAGGAGGACAUUGUGAAGGUCCACCCUUUCACUCUCAGUUGUGUUGAUUUAGUUUUUAACAGUGAACAUUCUAUUAAUAUAUCUGUAAAUGAACCUCUGAUUCGGUAAA
Messenger RNA from Papaver somniferum (opium poppy), 3495 nucleotides. Its product is annotated as probable xyloglucan glycosyltransferase 12. The coding region runs from base 804 to 2966 and encodes 720 amino acids. The record is from RefSeq and is a predicted model, not a curated record. Gene Ontology annotation, molecular function: glycosyltransferase activity. The transcript is spliced from 5 exons. NCBI's taxonomy places the organism in Eukaryota, Viridiplantae, Streptophyta, Magnoliopsida, Ranunculales, Papaveraceae. Gene Ontology annotation, cellular component: Golgi apparatus.